UCGCAAAAAAUACGCACGUUCUGAGUCAAAUCAAUACGAAAUCAACAAAAAUCGAUCGAUUUUUGCGAUACCCGCAAGACAGAACGCGCCACAAAUUGAUAUUUAUUUGCCAACAACAUAAAUAGUGUACAGCACACGCAUUGCUCGCGCUCUCCGCACAUAAAAUUGCUGUGGAAAAUUUUUGCAUUUCUGUCGUUUGCGACAGAAAAAAAUUUGCGCGUCGCAAGAGUCUCGCGUGCGUCUGUGUCUGUCUCUCUUUGCGUGUGUGUGAGUGUGUGCGUGUGUACUUAUAUGUGUGUGCUUUGCGUCCGCGUGCAUCUCACAGCCUACAUUGUCAAUUAUAACGAAAAGCAUUGUGAUUAUCACCCUAUUCCUAAUCCCCACAGUCAGUAGCCAGCCACAGAACAAAACAAAAUGUCCACCAGCAGCAGCAGCCGCAUCGCCAUUGAGCAGAAUAAUAAAUGCGUCAACAGCGUCGCCGCGGCCCUCUGCCCGCUCAGCAACUGCCAAUUCUCGGGCGUUGUAAUAAGCGCAAUUUCCGACGAGCAGAAGCUUGAAUUUAACAGCAUAUACAAGAGUAGCUGUACGUUAAGCUGCAGCUAUGAUUCCCAAGGCGUGUUGCUGCGCAUUAUGCUGGACAACGAUCAGGGUCAUGUGCUGAAAGAGUACAUGAUAUCAGCAGACACUGAUGCGGCACAGCUGGGCCGGCGCUGCUAUGCUGUCUCACUGGAAUCGGACAAUCUCGUGCUGCGCUUUGGCAGCGAUAAGGAUCAACAGCUCUUCCGCAAGGUUGUAGAGAAUGUGAAGCAUCUGCGACCAAAGUCUGUGUUCUCGCAGCGCACCGAAGAGUCGUCCGCAUCGCAGUACUUCCAAUUCUAUGGCUACCUCAGUCAGCAGCAAAACAUGAUGCAAGACUAUGUCAGAACGAGCACUUAUCAGCGGGCCAUCUUAGGCAACUCCAUUGAUUUUCAGGAUAAAAUUGUGCUGGACGUAGGUGCUGGUUCGGGAAUACUGUCUUUCUUUGCCGUGCAGGCUGGCGCUGCCAAGGUGUACGCCAUUGAGGCGUCUAAUAUGGCUCAAUAUGCACAGCAGCUGGUUGAGUCAAAUAAUGUGCAGCAUAAGAUCUCAGUGAUACCCGGAAAGAUUGAGGAAAUUGAGCUGCCCGAAAAGGUGGAUGUUAUCAUAUCCGAGCCCAUGGGCUAUAUGCUGUACAACGAGCGCAUGCUGGAAACGUAUCUGCACGCGCGUAAAUGGCUGAAGCCGCAUGGCAAAAUGUAUCCCACUCAUGGAGAUCUGCACAUUGCGCCGUUUUCGGAUGAGUCGCUCUACUCUGAGCAGUACAACAAGGCCAACUUUUGGUAUCAAUCGGCCUUUCAUGGCGUCGAUCUGACUACCCUGCACAAGGAGGGCAUGAAGGAGUACUUCCGUCAACCGAUUGUGGACACCUUUGAUAUACGCAUUUGCAUGGCUAAGUCGGUGCGGCAUGUGUGUGACUUCCUUAACGACAAGGAAGAUGACUUACAUGUCAUUGACAUUCCGCUCGAAUUUCACAUAUUGCAGACUGGCAUCUGCCACGGUCUGGCUUUUUGGUUUGAUGUAGAGUUCAGUGGUAGCAGCCAGAAUGUUUGGCUGUCCACUUCACCGACAGCGCCACUGACGCACUGGUAUCAGGUGCGCUGUCUGCUUCCCAUGCCGAUUUUCAUCAAACAAGGGCAGACGUUGACGGGCCGUGUGCUGCUGGAAGCCAAUCGGCGGCAGUCAUAUGAUGUGACCAUAGAUCUGCACAUCGAGGGCACAUUGAUAUCAUCCAGCAAUACACUCGAUCUGAAGAAUCCGUAUUUUCGGUACACGGGGGCGCCGGUCCAAGCACCGCCGGGGACUAAUACGCAGAGUCCAUCGGAACAGUACUGGACGCAGAUGGACACGCAGGGCAAUCGAAAUUCUAAUAGCAUGCUAAAUGGCGCCCUGACUGUUAAUGGUAUGGGGGAUGGAGGCAUGGACAUUACCCAUGGACUCAUGCAUCCGCACUAGGAACAAGCGAUAAAAUUUGUUGAAGAAGGCAAAUACUACAACUUGCUGGCGCAAUCUAUUUGGCUAAAGAUAUGAAUUGAAACUAAAUUAGCACAAUUAUCCAUUAGUUUUUGUUUUACGCUUCUUUUGUUAUUUAAUUCUGUCCAAAGUU
Drosophila novamexicana is the source of this 2182-nucleotide messenger RNA. RefSeq names its product histone-arginine methyltransferase CARMER (gene Art4). Gene Ontology annotation, molecular function: protein-arginine N-methyltransferase activity. NCBI's taxonomy places the organism in Eukaryota, Metazoa, Arthropoda, Insecta, Diptera, Drosophilidae. Bases 415 to 2031 code for a protein of 538 amino acids. The record is from RefSeq and is a predicted model, not a curated record. The transcript is spliced from 5 exons. Gene Ontology annotation, biological process: peptidyl-arginine methylation.